UCUGGGAAAAGAUGGAUGCUCACGAUCUGUUUCGCCGGCUCGGCGCGGGGGCCAAAUUCGACGUGAGACGCUUCUCGGCGGACGCUGCCCGAUUCAAGAUAGGAAAAAGGAAAUAUGACUUUGAUUCUUCGGAGGUGCUACAGGGACUGGACUUUUUUGGAAACAAGAAGUCUGUCCCAGGUGAGUGUGAAGCAUCAAGAACUCAUCAGGAACUACAAGAUGAAGAGAAAAAUGAAGAGAGCCUAACUGAAAGGAGGAGGGAGCAGAACAAGAAAAAGAGGAAGAAGAUGACUUCAGAAAUUACUUCUGAAGAAGUUUCUACUAUACGGUGGAUAUCAUCUGUGGAAGCAAAGAUUGAAGAUAAAAAAGUUAAAAGAGAAAAUAAACUAACUUCAGGAAAGUUGGAGCAGCUCAGAAAAGAAAAGAUAAACUUCUUCCGGAAUAAACAUAAAAUUCAUGUCCAAGGAACUGAUCUUCCUGACCCAAUUGCUACAUUUCAGCAACUUGACCAGGAAUUUAAAAUCAAUUCUCGACUGCUUCAGAACAUUCUAGAUGCAGGCUUCCAGAUACCUACGCCAAUCCAAAUGCAAGCCAUUCCAGUUAUGCUGCACGGUCGAGAACUUCUGGCUUCUGCUCCUACUGGAUCUGGAAAGACUUUGGCUUUUAGCAUUCCUAUUUUAAUGCAGCUGAAACAACCCACAAACAAAGGCUUCAGAGCCCUGAUUAUAUCACCAACACGAGAACUUGCCAGCCAGAUUCACCGAGAGUUAGUAAAAAUAUCUGAGGGAACAGGAUUCAGGAUACACAUGAUCCACAAAGCAGCAGUUGCAGCCAAGAAAUUUGGACCUAAAUCAUCUAAGAAGUUUGAUAUUCUUGUGACUACUCCAAAUCGACUAAUCUAUUUAUUAAAGCAAGAUCCUCCAGGAAUAGACUUAACAAGUGUUGAAUGGCUGGUAGUAGAUGAAUCAGAUAAACUGUUUGAAGAUGGAAAAACUGGGUUCAGAGACCAGCUGGCUUCCAUUUUCUUGGCCUGCACAUCCCACAGGGUCAAAAGAGCUAUGUUCAGUGCAACUUUUGCCUAUGAUGUUGAGCAGUGGUGCAGACUCAACUUGGAUAAUGUCAUUACUGUUUCCAUUGGAGCAAGGAAUUCUGCAGUAGAGACUGUAGAACAAGAGCUUCUCUUCGUUGGGUCUGAGACUGGAAAACUUCUGGCCAUGAGAGAACUUGUUAAAAAGGGUUUCAAUCCACCUGUUCUUGUUUUUGUUCAGUCCAUUGAAAGGGCUAAAGAACUUUUUCAUGAGCUCAUAUAUGAAGGUAUUAAUGUGGAUGUUAUUCAUGCAGACAGAACUCAGCAACAGAGAGAUAACACAGUCCAUAGCUUCAGAGCAGGAAAAAUCUGGGUUCUUAUUUGUACAGCCUUGCUAGCCAGAGGGAUCGAUUUUAAAGGUGUGAACUUGGUCAUCAACUAUGACUUUCCAACCAGCUCAGUGGAAUAUAUCCACAGGAUAGGUCGAACUGGAAGAGCCGGGCAUAAAGGAAAAGCUGUUACAUUUUUCACUGAAGAUGAUAAACCAUUAUUAAGAAGUGUUGCCAAUGUUAUCCAGCAGGCCGGAUGUCCUGUCCCAGAAUACAUAAAAGGUUUCCAAAAACUACUAAGUAAACAAAAGAAAAAGAUGAUUAAGAAGCCUUUGGAAAGGGAGAGCAUUAGUACAACUCCAAAGUAUUUCUUAGAAAAAGCUACGGAUAAAGGGAAAAAGGUCACUGGUCAGAACAGCAAGAAGAAAGUAACUCCUGAGGACAAAAGUUAAAAACAGACUUCUAAAAAGACUAUAUCACAAAUGUGAUUUUAUGAUUCCAGCAUGAAUGUUGUUUUCAUGGAAUACAUUGUCUUAUAAUCACCUGUACCAAACAUUUGAAAUCAACUACAAGAACAUGGGACUAGUGAAAAAUGAUCCUAAACUAUCAGUGCAUCAUGUCAAGUUUCAAUUCGUAGGUGAUUUUUUAAAUGAUUAUAUAAUGGAAAAAACAUUCAUUGACAUUCAUGUGGUUUGAAUCCAGAGCGAUGCUUCUUACAGAAGAACAAAAGUUUAUGCUAAAAAUAACAACACCCAAAUGUGGUGAACUGGAUUUUUCCCUUCCAGUGUAAAAGAGGGUGUCAUGUAUGCUGUGGAGAGGCGUUUGGAACCGCACUGCGAAGUAAAGUCUUGAGGUUGAAUGCCCUUUCCCACCCACUUUUUUUUUUUUUUUUUUGGAUGGACAAGAAGCAGCACGGGCUGUCUACCAAGAAUAAACCUACUGCUCUCU
Messenger RNA from Lipotes vexillifer (Yangtze River dolphin), 2304 nucleotides. It is a transcript of the gene DDX52, whose product is annotated as DExD-box helicase 52. NCBI's taxonomy places the organism in Eukaryota, Metazoa, Chordata, Mammalia, Artiodactyla, Lipotidae. Gene Ontology annotation, biological process: maturation of SSU-rRNA. Gene Ontology annotation, cellular component: cytosol. The coding region runs from base 12 to 1808 and encodes 598 amino acids. The record is from RefSeq and is a predicted model, not a curated record. Gene Ontology annotation, molecular function: nucleic acid binding; RNA helicase activity; ATP binding. The transcript is spliced from 15 exons.